GCGGAGGAACAGCGGGAGCGCCGCGCCACCGCGGAGUUGAGCGCUGUGCCGGCGGAGCCGCCGCGCUGCGCCCCCGCCGGGCCCGCCCGAGCCGCUCCUCCCCCAGCCGGCCCUCCAGUGUCGCCAGGUUUCAGGAAGCGACCCCCACGGGGUGCGUGCUGUGAGGCCGCGGGGCAGCAGAGGCGCCUCCCUCGAGGAGCCAGCCGGGCGGCGUCCCGCGGGGAAGAUGAGCGGCACCGGCGCCAGGUCCAGCCACCUGUCCCAGCCGGUCGUGAAGAGCGUGCUGGUGUACCGCAACGGGGACCCCUUCUUCGCCGGCCGCCGCGUCGUCAUCCAUGAGAAGAAGGUGUCCAGCUUCGACGUCUUUCUGAAGGAGGUGACGGGCGGCGUUCAGGCGCCCUUUGGGGCCGUCAGGAACAUCUACACCCCGCGCACCGGGCACCGCAUCCGGAAGCUAGACCAGAUCCAGAGCGGGGGCAACUACGUGGCCGGAGGCCAGGAAGCCUUCAAGAAACUCAAUUACUUGGACAUAGGAGAAACCAAGAAAAGACCUAUGGAAGUUGUUAACACAGAGGUGAAACCGGUGAUGCACAGGAGACUCAACGUGUCGGCUCGCUUCAGAAAACCGCUGCAGGAGCCCUGCACUAUCUUCUUGAUUGCCAAUGGAGACCUCAUAAGUCCGGCUUCUCGCCUCCUCAUCCCUAGAAAAACCUUGAGUCAGUGGGAUCAUGUCCUACAAAUGGUCACGGACAAAAUAACUCUGAGGAGUGGGGCUGUCCACAGACUCUACACGUUAGAAGGAAAACUGGUUGCGAGCGGGGCCGAGUUGGAGAAUGGGCAGUUUUACGUGGCGGUCGGCAGGGAUCGGUUCAAGAAACUGCCUUACAGUGAAUUACUGUUUGACAAGUCAACAAUGAGAAGGUCUUAUGGUCAGAAGUCUUCUUCACUACCUCCUAUCGUAGGAUCCAGAAAGUCUAAAGGGAGUGGAAAUGAUCGUCAGUCCAAGUCAACAGUUGGAUCCAGCGACAACACAUCCCCUCAGCCCCCGAAGAGGAAAGGGAAAAAAGAAGAAGUGAAUUUGGAAAAACCCAAAAAAGGGAAACAAAAUGUAAAGUUAAAGAAUUCACCACAGAUAGUUCCAGACAGCGAUGAAGGCGUCUUCAAAGCUGGAGCAGAGAGGUCUGAGACACAGGGGGCAGCAGAAGUCCAAGAAGAUGAAGAUACUCAAGUCGAGAUCCCAGUUGAUCAGAGGCCAGCAGAAAUAGUAGGUGAGGAAGAAGAUGGAGAGAAAGCCAACAAGGAAGCAGAGCAGAAAGAAGAUUUUUCAGGAGUGAAUGGCCAAGUUGAAGAGGGAGGAGGUGGGGAGGCUGCAGACGCCCCCGAGGAAGUCGAGGAGGUCCCCGAUCACGGCGAGGGGCAGGCGGGUCCCUCUCGCAAUAAUGGAGGCACCAAUGAAGAAAAUGGUGAGGAGCUGGAUCAGGUUAACACGGAGCUUCAGGACACAGUGGACGAAGAAGUAAAGUCUGAAGGAGCUGGCAGUGGACAGGAUGAGGCUGACUUAGACCCUCAAAGACCACCAAGACCAGAAGUAAAAAUCACCAGUCCACAAGAAAAUGAGAACAAUGAACAAAACAAGGACUAUGCCGUCGUAGCAUAGAUCAUUUCUAAAAAGAGAGUGCAUUAGCAGAAAAAAUGAAGGGUUCUAAUACUUGAAUGAUAAGUAUAUAGUUAUUGCGGAACAUAAUGUGACAACAUGGUUGACUGCUACCUACUGAAUUUUAAGAUUAGAGGCUUAAUGGAAAGAUUAGAUGAUUUUGAGUAGCUACUAAAGGACAGUGGCUUCUUUUCAUGGGAUGUGUUUUUAAAAGUCAUUUAGAAAAAUUAAGAGGGAUAGAGGGGCAUUUGCACUGGAUGACAAUUGGCCACUUGUCUUUGUAAGCAAUGAAAAAGAAUAGGACCACACUUCUUGUAUACUUUUCCAUAAAUUUAGAAGUGAGGUUAUUAGAUGGGAGCUUAUUCUAAAGCACUUAUCUAGGAAGGCAUAGAAUUUUAAAGAAAUGAUAAUAGGAAAACCUGUACUAUUUUUUUAAAGCAAUAAACUCUUUAAUAACCACCAAUUUUAGUGUAGUUUUAGGCAGUAGAUCGAAAUGUUUCAAUGACUUGUUGACAUUCCUUCCUUCUUCCUCCUUGUCCCUGAUCCCAUCUCACAUGAAUUAAAAAGGCUAUAACCCAGUUAUGUCACCAAGCUUGCUUGGAUGGUUUAAAAGUUCUGAUUAUGUUAGAAGACUCAAUAUUGGCUAAAGAUUGAAUUCUCUCCAAAUAGUUUUUUUAACAAAAAAAAAAAAAAGCCAAAAAACAAACAAACAAAAAAACCCCACAAAGCCAAACAAACAAAAAACGCCCAAGAAAGCAUAACAGGAAAAAAGGAGGAGGCUAUGUGGGGAGUUUGUCACUGCUUGAUCUGACUUGCUUUUUGGAUUAGGAUUUCUAUUUCUUACUAUUUCUAUUAGGAUUAGCUUUGUCAUAUUUUUGCCCCAAGGGGUAUUAGCAAGUGUCUAUUUUAAUGGCCAGUUAUAUUUAGACUUUCAAGCAGCUUCCUCCCUAUAUAAUUAGAAGCCAUGUGAUAGAAAUUGUUGAAAAAUGUUUAAAUUGUCAUCAUGAAACCAGUUCCUUAUUAGAAUUUUGUGGGCUAAUUAAAUCAACUUGCAAUGACCUUGCUGGGUGUAUAUGGGGAGAAAGACAAUUGUAUUAGUUUUCUUAAUUUUUAGGAGAUGACACAGAUCUUCCUUAAAUAUAGAAAUGAUAUAUUUUUCUCACGUGAAAGACUAUUUUCAUUAGUUAUGUAGAUGUUAUAUAUUUGAAAUGUAAACUUCUAGUGCUCUUAGGUUUAAACGAUUUUCUUCCUCUCCAGAUUUCCUAACCAAUCAUUUAGAAUAAAAGUAGUUGUAUCAAGCACUUAAGAAUACUACAGAAAAUGAAUGUAUUUUUCCUAGAAGCUAUUUUAAUAUUUUCUACAAAUAGGAAGCAUAAGCGGAGACUGUAAUGUAACAGUAUUGGAAAGAGAGAGUGAUAUAAGGGCAUAUUAAUCUGGGAAGAUGAAUUAUAAAUGGGGGUUCUGUAUUUCUGGUAUAAAAUGUAGAUUGCACUUUUUA
Molecule: messenger RNA, 3152 nt
Organism: Leopardus geoffroyi (Geoffroy's cat)
Lineage: Eukaryota; Metazoa; Chordata; Mammalia; Carnivora; Felidae
Gene: DCDC2
Product: doublecortin domain containing 2
Exons: 11
Coding region: 227-1657 (476 amino acids)
Biological process (GO): dendrite morphogenesis; cilium assembly; intracellular signal transduction
Cellular component (GO): axoneme; kinocilium; microtubule
Source: RefSeq, a predicted model, not a curated record